CAAAACCGAAACUUUGCCUCGCUGUCGGUGGUGCUGCCGCGGGGGUUUGGUGCGUGUACGUGUGCGUCUGUGGGCGCCAGCGUUUCUGUGCCUGCUCUGGAAAGGCCAGUGAUGUGUUAACAAGGGGUUAUGUUAUGCUGGUUUAUGUUAAACCAGAUCACCCCCUAACAUGGAGAAACACAAGCCCUUUGAGUGGUGGUGUUGGAGCUGCUCGAGCUGGAAACCUUACUUUCAUGGUUGGUGGAGUGGAACAAGAAUUUGAUGCUGCCAAAGAGUUGCUGACAUGCAUGGGUACUAACGUGGUCUACUGUGGAGAGGUUGGAACCGGACAGGCUGCGAAGAUCUGCAACAACAUGCUCUUGGCCAUCAGCAUGAUUGGAACUGCUGAGGCUAUGAAUCUUGGAAUCAGAUUAGGCCUUGACCCAAAACUGCUGGCCAAAAUCCUAAAUAUGAGCUCAGGUCGCUGUUGGUCAAGCGACACAUACAACCCUGUUCCUGGAGUGAUGGAAGGAGUACCAUCUGCUAAUAAUUAUCAAGGUGGCUUUGGAACAACACUCAUGGCUAAGGAUCUUGGCUUGGCCCAGAUUUCUGCCACCAACACAAAGACACCAGUUCCUUUGGGAUCCCAGGCACAUCAGAUCUACAGGAUGAUGUGUGCAAAAGGCUAUGCCCUGAAAGACUUCUCAGCUGUGUUCCAGUUUUUACGUGAGGAGGAAACCUUGUGAGCUGCCCUUUGGAAAUGGACACAAUAACAAACCACAGUUUUUUAUUCUUAUAGCUCGUUUGAGAAGUAUGUGGGUUUAAUCAAAUACUGUGCAUUCUGAUCCCAUACAGACUAAUCAUCUUUGUUUGUCUAGAAUACAACAAACUCCAGUUUUUUUUCAUGAUUCUUGAAAAAGCAAGCCAGAGGAAGGUAUUGUUUGGCAAUUAGCCAGACAGUAGUUUCUUUUUUUUUUAAGAACCAUCAAAGUGAUCUUUUUUUUUCACUAGAUGCAAUAAAUAAUUUUUUUUUUUUUAUGAAACACUUAACUGUUUGCAUAUAAAAUAACAUACAUCGUGGGUACAAAAUGAAGUGAGUCUUGAAUAGUAAGAGAAUGUUAUAUAGUCAUUUUAUGGUAUAUAGUGAUCUAUUAAAAUUUUAAAAAAUACUUUAUGGAAAAAGGGAAUAUUUGUUCAAUGAAGAAACACUGUUGGAGAUGGAUUUUUUUUUCCUUGGACCUACUAGCCUUGAGUUGAUCAGUAGUGAAUUUUUCCUGGGAUUCAGGUUGCAGAUUAAGUUUAUAGGCACGCAUUUCUAAGUGGAUAGCUGUUACAGCAUGUUUACCUGACAGACUUAGUUAAAAUAACAUAGAAUGUGUGUCCCUCUUGUAAAGCUCCAUUACUAUAUUUUGCUAACCCAAUUUUAUAUUUUCUUGUAUUCUGCCACACAUUUUCAGAACUCAAGAACAGCACUUACCAGAACUUCUAACAAAGUAUAUAUUUGUUUUAGGUAACUACUGAAAUAUUUUAAAGCUAAACAAACCCCAUUAUUUUGAAAAGAAAUAAAAAUCUA
Messenger RNA from Merops nubicus (carmine bee-eater), 1552 nucleotides. Its product is annotated as 3-hydroxyisobutyrate dehydrogenase, mitochondrial-like. Gene Ontology annotation, cellular component: mitochondrion. Gene Ontology annotation, biological process: L-valine catabolic process. Lineage: Eukaryota; Metazoa; Chordata; Aves; Coraciiformes; Meropidae. The record is from RefSeq and is a predicted model, not a curated record. The transcript is spliced from 6 exons. Gene Ontology annotation, molecular function: NAD binding; 3-hydroxyisobutyrate dehydrogenase activity; NADP binding. The annotation marks the transcript as partial.